GAAGACCGCAGGCGAGACUUAGGAUUCCGACUGCCCGAAGCAGAUGACCAAGGGAGUUGUACGGAGGAUGGCCAGGUGUACCCCAACAAUGAGAUCUGGAAACCGGAGCCGUGUAAGCUGUGCGUGUGUGACAACGGCCUGGUCAUGUGCGAGGACAUCCGCUGUGAGGAGAUCACCAACUGCGAGAAGGUGACCAUCCCCGAGGGCGAGUGCUGCCCCGUGUGCCAGAACUACGCCAGCGCAUCUGGGAGGACACAAUUUAUUGCAUAUCAUUUGAGGGGACAAAAAGGAGAACCAGGUGACAUUCCCUAUGUUGUGGGACCAACAGGCCCUCCUGGUGCACCGGGAAUCCCUGGUGCUGUUGGAUCAAGAGGUCGCGCAGGAACCAAAGGCAGACCCGGUUUGAGGGGACCACCUGGGUUUGACGGCGAGCCAGGAGUACCAGGCAACCCAGGCCAGCCAGGACCUGCUGGACACCCCACUCCAGGAAGCCAAUUGGCUAUGCAGAUGGGGUCAGGCUUUAGUGAGAAAGCUGGAUUGGCAGGGAUGAUCUCAGGAACCAGGGGUGAGUCAGGACCACGGGGUCAUCCUGGACCAGCAGGCCCACCGGGACCUACUGGUGCUCAAGGUAUUCCUGGGGACGUGGGUGAGCCAGGAUCUAUGGGUACAUUUGGCCCAAGAGGCCCAGACGGCCCACCAGGAAAACCCGGCCUAGAUGGUGAGCCGGGGCCAUCCGGAAACGCAGGAGAGAACGGACUCCCAGGAUCUCAGGGGCUUCGAGGGUUCCCUGGGUUGCCAGGACAACCAGGACUGAGAGGACUUAAGGGACAUGCAGGUUCUGUAGGAUCCAGGGGUGAACCAGGGGUAACUGGAUCGAAGGGAGAGCAAGGCAACCCUGGUAACAUGGGUGGACUGGGUCCACGGGGUCCUUUGGGAAUGCCUGGAGACAGGGGAAGAAUUGGAUCACCUGGCCCUGUGGGCAAACGGGGAACAUCUGGGGAUAUUGGCAAACCAGGCCCAAUGGGUCCAAUGGGAAUCUCUGGAGGUGCUGGUUUUCCUGGGGCUCCGGGUAUGAAGGGUGAAGCAGGCCCCACUGGCCCCAGGGGCACGGCUGGGGCCCAGGGACAAAGAGGGGAGACUGGACGACUGGGCAACCCUGGACCCUCGGGCAACAAGGGAGCUGCUGGGACUGACGGGAGCCCUGGUUCUAAAGGACCCACGGGAUUGCCUGGCAUUCAGGGGGCUGGGGGACUUCCUGGUCCACUUGGCCCUCCCGGACCUCAGGGAACUACCGGAUUCCCAGGGGUCAAAGGUCAAGCGGGUGAUUUGGGGUCUCCAGGAUUCAAAGGAGAGCCUGGUCUUAAAGGAGAACUUGGUGCGAUUGGGCCUCACGGAGAGAUUGGGCCGUUGGGGGAGGAGGGAAAGAGAGGCCCCAGAGGAGAUGCUGGGUCCCCAGGAGCAGCCGGGCCUGCGGGGGAGAGGGGGGCUCCCGGUAGCCGAGGUUUCCCUGGUUCUGAUGGCCUUCCUGGUCAAAAGGGUGCUCAAGGUGAGCGUGGUGGCGCUGGGACCUCUGGUCUGAAGGGGGUUGGUGGAGACCCCGGUCGUCUGGGAGAACCCGGCCUCCCAGGGGCUAGGGGUUUGACGGGGCUCCCUGGAACACAAGGACCUGAGGGGAAACUCGGACCACAGGGAAGUGCAGGAGAGGAUGGCGGUCCUGGUACGGCUGGAGCUCCCGGUACCAGAGGUUUGGCAGGGACACUGGGCCUGCCUGGUCCAAAAGGUUUCAGUGGAGACGCAGGGAAGAUGGGAGAGGCAGGGACCCCUGGAGUACCUGGCCAGAGAGGAGUGAACGGCAAAGCUGGAGAGGAGGGGGCAGCAGGGCCUCCUGGACCGGCCGGCACUGCAGGAAAGAGAGGUGAACAAGGGCCACCUGGGCUGAAUGGAUUCCAGGGAUUGCCUGGACCCGCAGGCCCACCAGGAGAGUCCGGAAAGCCAGGAAACGAGGGAGUCAACGGAGAGACAGGACCUGCUGGGGCAACGGGACCAAGAGGUGAACGAGGCACCCCUGGAGAGAGAGGCGAACCUGGGCCCAAUGGCCUACCUGGAGCGAAAGGCUUCGCAGGCACACAUGGACCAGAUGGCCCCAAGGGUAAUGCUGGCCCCACAGGCAACCCUGGAGAGUUGGGACCCCCAGGCCUUCAGGGUAUGCCAGGAGAGAGAGGAAGUACUGGCUCUGCUGGACCGAAAGGAGAGAGAGGAGCCAAUGGAGACAAGGGCAGCGAGGGAAAAGCCGGAGCUGAUGGUGCAAGGGGAUUGCCUGGUCUGCUGGGACCUAUAGGCCCAGCUGGGCCAAGUGGAGAGAAGGGUGAGCCAGGACCCCGAGGUCCUCCAGGAAACCCGGGCGCCAGAGCUGUGGCUGGUUCUCCUGGUGAGCCGGGGCCUACUGGGGCUGUUGGAUUUGCUGGAACUCCGGGACCUGAUGGUCAGCCAGGGGUCAAAGGUGAACCAGGCGAUCCUGGAGCCAAGGGAGAGGCGGGGUCUGUGGGACCACAGGGCAUGGCUGGAAAGCCUGGUCCUCGGGGGCUAAUUGGAGUGGGUGGACUGAAGGGUGCUAGAGGAACACAAGGCGCUACGGGUCCAAGUGGUUUCCCUGGAUCUCCUGGUGGAGUUGGACCACCUGGUGGUGUGGGAUCGACUGGAGAAGCCGGGCCUAUAGGCAUGCCUGGUAAGGCGGGAGAGAAGGGCAUCUUUGGGGAGAAGGGUCCCGUUGGACGUGUGGGGGAGCGUGGAGCCCAAGGCCCUGCUGGAAAGGCUGGAGACAAGGGAGAUGCUGGAGAGGAUGGACUAGAGGGUCCCGUCGGCCCUCCAGGUCCUGCUGGCACCACAGGCAUGAGAGGACUGGUUGGUCUGCCUGGCAUGAGAGGAGAGAGGGGCAUGAUGGGUCUCGCUGGUCCCGCUGGUGCUCCAGGAAAGGCAGGGGCGUCGGGCGGUUCCGGAACGAAAGGACCCCCAGGGAUUUCAGGACUGCCGGGCCAGACUGGACCUCGUGGUGAAGCGGGGCCAGAGGGUCUUGCAGGAUCUGAUGGAAUUCCAGGAAAAGAUGGUAUUAUUGGAAGCAGGGGUGACAGAGGAAGCCCUGGUCCCGAAGGACUGGCAGGUGCUCAGGGUGCAACUGGAACCUCAGGCCCCGUAGGCUCACCUGGACACGCAGGAAAGAGAGGACAACAGGGGUCAAGAGGUCCACCUGGCCCUGCAGGUCCAGCUGGUCCUCGUGGAAAGACGGGGCCCCAAGGACCACAGGGUGAUAAGGGUGAGAGAGGAGACAAAGGAGAGAGAGGUCAGAAGGGUCACAGAGGGUUCACCGGCCUCCAAGGCCUCCCUGGAAUAGGCGGUCAAAGUGGAGAUGCUGGGGCUCGUGGAAUCGUUGGGCCCGGCGGCCCAAGGGGAGUCCCAGGCCCGGUAGGACCCCAAGGAAAGGAAGGAGAUCAGGGUGUGCCUGGACCUCAUGGUCCUCCUGGAACCCGGGGAGAAUAUGGUGAAAUUGGACCCGAGGGACCCCCAGGAGAGCCUGGUCCCCCCGGUCUCCCUGGCCCUGUCGGUCCACCCACUGGUGUUGUGGAUGAGCUCUUUGCUGACACUUUCCCUGACUACGAGGGUGAAGACGCAGGCUCCCCAAUGAUCGAUAUCGAGGCCUCCGACGCGGCAGCCAUCGACCCAAAGUCUGAUUCGCCUCCUGAUGUCAUUAAGGACGAGGCGAACCCCGUCAGCAAUGCCAUCAACGGCGUCGCCAAGAGUGCGGCCAAGGUCCGCGCCAACACGGGCAUCCACAUCUCCCUCAAGGCCCUGAGCAGCCAGCUAAACAGCAUGAAGAGCCCAGAUGGCACCCGCAUGCACCCGGCACGCACCUGCGACGACCUCAAGCGCUGCUACCCCGACAAGAAGAGCGGUGAGUACUGGAUUGAUCCCAAUGAGGGCAGUCUGAAUGAUGCCAUCAAGGUGCACUGCAACAUGGAGACAGGCGAGACAUGUAUCUCUGCCCAUCCCACCAGCGUCCCACGCAAGUCCUGGUGGUCGUCUAGCUCUAACCACUCAAAGCCCAUCUGGUUCGGAGGCAACAUGAAUGGAGGAACUCGUUUUACCUACGGGAAUGAGGGGGCCUCUCGUAACUCGGUGGCUGUCCAGCUGACCUUCGUGCGCCUGCUGUCCAAAGAGGCCUCCCAGAUGCUCACCUUCCACUGCCGCAACAGCGUGAUCUACAAGGACGAGAGCACCGGCAACCUAAAGAAGGCAGCCAUCUUGAAGGGAGCUGACGGAGUCGACAUCCGCGCCUUCGGCAACAGCCGAAUGAAAUACACCGUCAGCGAGGACGGCUGCUCCGAUGCUCCCAGUGACUGGGGAAAGACUGUUUUUGAGUACCGGACUCAGAAACCAACCAGACUGCCCAUCGUGGACUUGGCUGCAGUGGAUGUGGGCAGAGCUGAUCAGGAGUUUGGAAUUGAUAUUGGCCCAGUGUGUUUCUCAUAAGUCUGAGGAAAACACCCUAACACAACCUUUCCUUGGCUCGGAACACCAAGGGAUCCAUGAACUUAUCUGCGGAUGGAAUCAGCAGCCUGGCUGACAAACACAGACUUCCUUGCCCAAGACAAGUAUUUAUUACGUCUUCUCAGAUAGACAUCACUAAACACCAAAUUUGUAAUGGGACAGGAAUACCAUGGAGCCAUAUUGAGAAUAUUUUUUUUUAACCACAGCAGUAUUUUACCUCUCAAGUUGAACUUUAUCAUAAUUCCUACUGGUUGGGUUGUUUGGCAAUUUUAGCGGGCAUAUUGACCCACACAAAGAAGUCACCAUGAUCUCUUGUUCAUAACUUUUUUUUUCUUUUUAUUACGUGCAAUCACCCUUUUCUUUAACUAGAAAUAAAACAAAAAAAUUACCACAUGCAAUAAGUUUUAAAUGUUUUGAUAUGUUAGUUAUUUAUGUUGAAUGAAUCAUUAUUGUCCUACUUGUAAUUCUAUCCAGGUGGUGCUAUAUGAAAUCUAAGCUCAGAUUUUUUAUUUGACCUUUUUUUCUCCCUGUUCUUCAGUGGGGCCCCAGGGCAUUGGGUGGGUUAACCUGAAUUAAAGAGGGCCCUGGAAGGCUUGUGUUUGUGUGGUUUGUUGAUGCAGUUUCACUCCCCUUCUCAUCCCCUGCUCUGAACUCUUCAUGGAUUGGAAAAUUAAAUUUCAAAUGGUGCCCCUUCACGUAUCACAUUAUGCAUGCUACCUCUGGAUGUUAUUUAUGGUAAUGCACGGGCGUUUCGAGAGAUGAUUAAUUGCCGGCAGCCUAAUGAGGUUUCCCCCAUGCCAUCAGUGGACUCUGUAGGUGAGGGUUGUGGUAAUCACUUAACAUAAUAUGGUCAUGACCGCAUGAAAAGCAGGUGCAGUCUGGCCAGUAUGAAUGGUUAUUUGUGUCUGCACUGAGCACCAGAUUGUUCUUCUUUUUUGUGCUUUGGACAUCUCAAGACAUUCCAAUUGCUGCUCAGAAUAUCAAUCUCAUCCUUUACAUUCUAUUAUGUGGAGGCCUGUGCCAAAUUAAACAAGUUACUUUGGUUUGACAAUUGA
This is a messenger RNA of Alosa sapidissima (American shad), 5597 nucleotides long. RefSeq names its product collagen, type V, alpha 2b (gene col5a2b). The annotation marks the transcript as partial. The record is from RefSeq and is a predicted model, not a curated record. The transcript is spliced from 54 exons. Lineage: Eukaryota; Metazoa; Chordata; Actinopteri; Clupeiformes; Clupeidae. Gene Ontology annotation, molecular function: protein binding; extracellular matrix structural constituent.